Messenger RNA from Ruditapes philippinarum (Manila clam), 1371 nucleotides. RefSeq names its product baculoviral IAP repeat-containing protein 3-like. Lineage: Eukaryota; Metazoa; Mollusca; Bivalvia; Venerida; Veneridae. Gene Ontology annotation, molecular function: cysteine-type endopeptidase inhibitor activity involved in apoptotic process; ubiquitin protein ligase activity. The coding region runs from base 1 to 1083 and encodes 360 amino acids. Gene Ontology annotation, biological process: positive regulation of protein ubiquitination; negative regulation of apoptotic process; regulation of cell cycle. The transcript has 5 exons. Gene Ontology annotation, cellular component: spindle microtubule; cytoplasm; nucleus. The record is from RefSeq and is a predicted model, not a curated record.
AUGAGAUUGGUUUCCGAAUUUGUGAAACAGAGAAACAAUCAAUCAAUUACAGAGAAGGGAUCUAUAAUCACCACAAUCUCGGAACAUAAUCAAGGUCACGAAGAAAAUAUUGCAAACGAUGUACACCAACCUUCGGAAGACUGUCGAUACGUAAAUGAUUCGCAAACAAAUGAUAGGGGAAAUUUGAAUCAAAGAACGACUAUUUUACAAACAAAUGGCCAAUUGGAAUAUUACCCUGGUAUAUCCACAGAGAGACCUAAACAUCCAGAUUACGGAAUAAAAAGUGUAAGAUUAUCCUCUUUUACAAAUUGGAAUCAAGGAAUAGUUGACCCGACGCAGCUUGCAGAGGCAGGGUUCUUUUACACAGGGGAUCGUGACUGCGUGACAUGUUUCUUUUGUGGAGGUGGAAUGAAAGGCUGGGAAGAAGGAGACAAUCCUUGGAUUGAACACGCAAGAUGGUUUCCAAAUUGUUCAUUUGUGAAACAAUGCAAGGGAGAUAACUUUGUUAAUAUGUGCCGAAUGGCCAACAUCAAUUAUAUGUCAGCCGAUGGACAAAUGGAAAAUUUUGUUUUAUCACCACAAAACAUUGAAAGUAACGAAAAGUACGUAGAUGAUCAACAAGUAGAAGAUUUGAAUAGCACAGCUGCAAAACUUGUAAGGGAUAUGGGUUAUGGGCAAGAAGACUUGGAAAAUGCUAUUAAAUGUGCAAGAGAGAAAUAUGGUUCUUCCGAGUUAAGAGCUCAAUACAUCCUAGAGUCCUUGUUAGACAACAGUUAUAGAGGAAGCAAGAAUAUACCUAGUGGCGCUCAUAACACUGGCCCUACCAACCCUGCACAACAAGAUGGUUAUGCCACAAAUGCUGAUAGUAGCACUGUAAAAAGUUCAGAGCAACAGGCGCUUUUAGAUGAGAAUCUUCAGUUAAAAAAUCAGAUGACAUGCAAAAUUUGUAUGGACAAAGAUGCGUGUGUUGUAUUUUUACCAUGCGGUCACAUGGUUUCUUGUGUGGAAUGUGCGUUCGCUUUAAGGAAAUGUGCAAUAUGUAGAACUUUGAUACAAGGAACAAUACGAACUUACUUGGCAUGAAAAAAUGUUAAUGAUAACAUUGGGAUUUUAAAUUUUAUCCAUUUCAAAAUGUCUGGAAAAAUGAAGAAACAGAAAAAUACAUUCAUCAAUAUUGUUAUGAUGCAGUAUAAUCAUGAUUUUAUUUAUUUAUUUAUUUAUUUAUUUAUUUAUUUAUUUAUUAUCCACUCUUUACGGAAUCAUAUACAUUAAUCUCUAUCGGAUGUUAGUUUUAAUACCAUUAAAGUAUUUUAGUCAUUUCACUGCUUCUCAUAACCUUUUUAUGUCACAAAUAUAAAUGUUAUCGUUAAA